Messenger RNA from Amoebophrya sp. A25, 5389 nucleotides. The record is from the annotation of a GenBank genome assembly. NCBI's taxonomy places the organism in Eukaryota, Dinophyceae, Syndiniales, Amoebophryaceae.
AGGCGAAGGAAGCAAGUGCAAUUUCUUGCAUCUCCUGUACAGACAACAGAACAUCUUAAUCUUCAUUGUAUUUGCAUUUGCAUUUUUCUUGUGUCUUCUCUCUCGUCAAACUCGUACUCGAUUGAAUAUCGAUUUGCAUUUAAAUUGUGUUUGUGCACGUAUUUUUUUUUGAAGUAACGAACCUUAUCCUACCCACAAAGCCAGCACCAAAAUGAACGCCGAGGCCGUUGUCGCUGAGGUCGUGUCCUCUUUGGCCGACCCAAAGUGCGACCAAACCCGCAGACAAGCCGCUGAGGCCGCUUUCGAAUCCAGUCGGGAUGCUCAACCUCUCCCCACUCUCGCUGCCUUGCUGCAAUACGCUACUUCAGCAGCUGCCAAUCCACAAAAUGUAGCCAACAUCACGCCACAAGUCAUUCAGGCUUGUGUCACUUCCUCUUUGGUGUUGUUGCGCAGAACGCUUCCGACAGUAUGGAAGCACAUUGCUCAAGAGUCGGAUCGUGAACAGAUCAUCCAGAAACUGAUGGACGCAUUUCUCGACACUAAGAAAGAAGCUGGAGAGAGAAAGCGAUUGGCACACUGCAUUGAAAAAAUGCUCACCAGUCGGGACUGCAACGGACCAAGCAUCGAGAAAUUUAGAAAUGGUACUGCUCAAGACUAUGUUGUUGUACUCGUUCACGACGUUCCUCUUAUCUUGACGAAGAUUCAUCGAUCAUGUUCAUGUUGUAAUGGAAAGGUCCUUCGUUGUACUGUUAUUUCCCCAUGCAACUAAUUUAAUUCUGAGUUUCAUCCAUUUCACUUCUUUCGACGUCGACUGGUAAACGCAAACGUAGCCAUCCACCAUUACAAACAGAGCUCAUCCCCCUCCUCGGCGCCGCCAUGGACCGAGACCUCACGGCCAAUUUGCAGCCUGUGUUGCAACUCCUGGUUGACGGUCUCGAGACCCCUACCUUCUGGAUGUACGUGUGCAUGCCGCAUCAAGCCAAGAUGGAACAUCUACUGCUUGUCAAGUUCCCAGAAGGACCCUCUACAACUGCAGAAGCCCAACAAAACAUCAAGGAACUGCAAGCUUUGCUCUUUUUGCGUAUCGUAAACUGGAUCGACUCGGACAAAAUUCCGCAACAACUCGUCACUGGUUUUGUCCCGACUGGAGUCUUGCAAGUGUUGGCGCAAAGUAGUAAUACGGAUAGGCAAAAGUCCAUUCUAGAGGGUUUGGACGAAGCCGCUGGAAAGAAUCUCUUCUCAUCCAUGCUAGCAGAUACCAUCAGAAUCUGUCUAGAAGUAGGCAAGAAGGAUCCCGAGGAGCUUGGAAAUUCCAGUUUGCAGAGCAUCUUGUCCUUGGUGGAAGCCGAAUCGUUGGAAGAUUUGAAGGGGAAAAAUGCACAACUGUUGCAAGAAGUGCUGUUGAUCGUCUUGGAAAAGUGUUGUCAGAUUGAUGUGGAGAGCUAUGAUUCCUGGUGCCAAGAAGGGAACCAAGAGGACGAUACGGAGGAAGAGGUACUGAUUAUAUUGUUGUGAUUUUACUAGGUAGUAGGAAUUUUUUGCGAAGAUUUUUACAUAUUUCUUCACUUAGAAGUAAGUAGAAGUUGUUCCUGCUGUAGUUGAUCUACGACCUCCAUAUUUUAUUACAACCCGAUGAUCAUCGUAAACACAGGUCAGCCAAGGUCUCGAAGCUUUGGAUCGUUUGGUCCGAAAAAGCAAGGAGUCCGAGGAUGAGGACGACGAGGAGGAAGAGAGCGGCACUGAGCCUUUUUUGUUGCCAGUAGUCUUCGAAAAGUUGGGAAAACUCGACAAGAGCAACUGGGGGCACAACGUUGCAACUUUGUUAAUUCUGCAGUAUGUCUUGCAAUAUGUGGAAACGUCUUCCACGUUACAGAUGAUCACGAAGAUGGCACUGGAUGCGACGAAAGGUACUAAUUAUAAAGUUUAGAUGAACUUGAUGUUUUGAUCUGGUGAUUUAUUUCUCGUGGAAAAGAAGAGGGUUUAGGAUUUAGGAAACCCUAAACCCUAACCAGAAGAGGAUCUAUCAUACCGACCACCCCAUGAUGUAAACAAACAAAAGUCUUUUGCACCACGAUUGAAUGGUUCUUCCAGUAAAAAUUUGGUAACCUGAUUUUGAUCAUAAGGGAAAACAAGAAGCGAAUCCUUGUGAUCAAAUUCAGGCUAAGUAUACCAAAGUAUUACCGGGACCCUUCCGGAACCAUUCAAUGACUUCAAAUCCUACUCUCCACGACUCCUCCCACCACUUCAACUCAGCCCAGAACGCUCGUGAACGCUUCGCUGGUUGGGUCUUGCUCGGCGAAUUGACGAGUAGCAAGCGACAAUUCUGCGUCCGCGAUGAGGAGAGCAAGGCAGCUUGGCUCGAAACUCUGACCUACGGCCUGGAGAACGAAAGCAUUCAGCGUGUUUUAGCCAAGUCGCUGGAUGCUUUCAUGUACUUCUUGGCUGAAGACCAGUGCCUGGAAUUCGAGGACAUUCAGCCUCUCUCUGAGCGCAUGUUGAAGCGAUUGGUAGUGAUCAUCGACCAAGCCGAUGCAGUUUUUGAUACGAGAACUACGAACAAGGAUAAUCAAGGAGGUGCUGCUCUCGGGGAUUCCACGCCCUCCACUGCCUCUCCUGCCAGCAGCGCCAACGGUUCUGCUGUUCAGAACGCAAACACCCACCACAACCUCUCUACGCAAAUGAAGCUGCUGCUUAACGUGCAAGUCUCAGCGGUUGGAUGCAUCACGGCUGUCUCUAAAGUUUUGGAUGAAAAGGUUGCCGCUUUCUACCACAGCUUGAUGCCGGUUCUCUACAAGCUGUUGGAGAAACACGUCCAUUCCACGGACUCUAGAGAGUUGUUGGGUGCAGCGAUCGAAUGCGCGAGUUCUCUAGGCAUGUACUUGAACGAUGCGGAAACAUUCGGAAAGGACGCAGCCAAAAUCGCCAAGGCGAUGUGCCACGUAUUUAAUUUUAGAUUAUGAUUGUACUUAUUUUUGAUGGCUAUGGUAAUUUUAGUUUGAGUUUAGCUUUAGCUACUGGAACAAGAUAAAGAAUUACGUUCUGGUCCUCUGAUUUUGCUGACUUCUCUCUCUUCGUCUUCUUUGAUAGAUCACUCUAUUGCUAUUCUUGAGAUUGAGUGUGCUAAAAGAAAAACUUGUACUUCAUUUAAAAACAAGGACCCAAAAUCUCUACUCCUUCCCACCUUCAGGUCCUCCAAACCGCCACUAUGGCUGACGACCCAGUCAAGGAUUACGCCUUCGCCGCUGCCGACAACCUCAUCACUGUCAUGAAAAAGGACUUUCUUCCCUUUUUGCCCGUUUUCUUGCCUGAAGUUUACGCCAGACUGAAGAAGGAGGGUUUUGAUGCUGCUGAUGGCAAGGCAAUGGAGCGUCUUAGGGCAGAGGAAGACGUCGGUGGUCCUCAAGUGGACGUUUCUCUCUGCGUCCGCGUCGAUCCGGCUACUGGCCAGCAGAAAAUCCUCUGCAUCAAGACCGCCUACAUCGAUGAUCUCUACAAUGCUUUGUCGGUGUUGAAAAAAUUCAUUGACGUGUUGAGUGUGGACUUUGCGCCGUUUGUGGAUGAGUGCAUGACGCACUUGAAGCCGGUGCUGCAGUUCGACUACGACGACGAUGUGCGAGCCACCGCAGUAGAGGUCUACGCUGAAAUCGUCAAGCUGUGUGCCAGAUCGAACAACACUCCAGCGUUGAAACUCCUCGUUUCUGAGUUCAUCAGUUCCGCGUUAUCGUCUUGGCAAACGAACGAAGCGACUAAGGUGUGCGAUCCGACUCGGAUGCGCACGCAAGCUGACGGCUUGGAUGAAGUUUUGAACGCAGCCGGUCCCCACGUCCUCUCCCUUCCUGAGGUAGAGGAGGUCGGGAAAGCGUGCAUGCGCGAGUUGCAAGCGGCUUUGCAAAGAGAAGGAAAGGCAGAAGGCGAAGAAGACACGGAGGCCGAGUGGGAAUUGCAGAGAGCGCUGGUCAGUGCUAUUGGAGCAUUAAUGAAAUGGCAUUCUGGAGAAUUCUGCGGUAGUGCUGUUACCCAUCCUUCUACUGCUAGUGCAGGCAUGAUCGACCAGGCUGCAUCCAGUAGCUCUUCAAGUAGUGGUCCCCAGCGUCCUCAACGUCGAUCUAAUGCCAACAAGUACACCCCAACAGGAACUAGCUUGUUCGCUGGGUACAGCCAAUUUCUUGUUCAGUGCAUCACGGGUCCAGACCCCGAAGCACAGAGAAUCGGAAGACUCAUCGCUGCGGACUUCUUUGAACAUCUAGGUCCCGAAAGUGUCCAGCCUUUGUGGCCUUCCCUGUUGCCGAAGCUGGUGCAAAGUGUCCAUACCAAGCGGUUAUAUGAGGAAGUGCAGGCUGCCGCUUUUGCUCUGAGCAUGGCAGUGAACUUGGACGAGUUUUACGUUCUGUCCUCUGGAAAUUUGGCGAACAACAAGGAGAAAAUCGCUGCUCAGGAAGGAGAGAACAAAGCGGCCAACAAUGCUCUGAGCAUCGAUGUGAUUACCGAAAAGCUGGUCGCAGAGAGGUGUGCCGCUUACAUCAACAAGAUCCGAACGAGCAAUCGCGAAGUCAGUUUCGGAAAAGAGACUGCCUGCGACAACUGCUUAGCUUGCUUGGGGAAUCUGCUGACGCAUGAUUUUUUCAGAGAGCAAGCGAAAGAACAAGCCACAUCCACGACUUCGUCCUCCUCAACCCUCUCUGACGAUGACCGUUCCCGCCUCUUCCGCGGAUGGAUUUCGUGCUUGCCACUGCGCGCCGACGAAGAGGAAGGGUUGAGAGUGCAUACCCAACUUGUCGAGUUGGUUCUGAAACAAUACCCCUUAGUGGUCGAAAACCUGGACCAGGCUGUCAAGGCUAUCACGCUGUUGUACAAAGGACCCAUGAGUGAUGAGGACUUGAACGAGAAAAUUGGGAGAAUCGUGUCUGGAGUCAGUACGGCGAUGCUCGAACGUGCAAUUAGUGAUUUCCCAGCAAAGCUGAAGAGCAAGGUUCGACGCAUAUACGAAGAUUGUGCGGGAAACACUUCGAAGUAAGAAGAGCAUACUGAUACUUCGACGUAAAAUAGACGAGCAAGAGACGAAAUGAAUGCUCUUUCCUGGGGGUUCAACAUUUGAAGAUGUUUGCACUUGCUAGUGGUCUGAUAAUAUUACUUAUCAGAUAUUUAUAGGAGGUGGCCUUGUUCGUUCUUUUUGUAUCCGAACAUCAUGGCACACCGACAUGCAUCUUCAUGAUGAUGAAAAAUAAUGACAUCGGGCAAAACCUCUUCCCUCUACAAUUACAUGACAUCAACAUGAUCUUCAAAUAAGAAGAAGAUGAUGACCACCGCUAACGCUAAUAUGACGCCCAUAAAUUUCCUACUUCUACUUGCAUGGUUUUUUCAUCGCAUAGUCCGUCAUCAAUCUCGCUCC